Messenger RNA from Boleophthalmus pectinirostris (great blue-spotted mudskipper), 2276 nucleotides. Its product is annotated as transmembrane protein 205. Bases 221 to 787 code for a protein of 188 amino acids. The transcript has 4 exons. NCBI's taxonomy places the organism in Eukaryota, Metazoa, Chordata, Actinopteri, Gobiiformes, Gobiidae. The record is from RefSeq and is a predicted model, not a curated record.
GUUUAUACACUAUAUGGUACGUACACUCUUGUGCACCACAGACCGUAUAUGAGUUGUACACUCACAGUUGUCUUGAGGAAGUGCUCACUCAGCGCCCCGCCCACUCAAACAGUAAACCAGUGGGACCUGAAUCUGACAAAAAACUUUCUCACUAUUGUAACUUGCGUUAUUCUAUUGCAUUUAAAUUCUGGCUCAGCAGCGCAGUGUGUAGAGAAAAAGGAUGACCACUGACCAGGAGCCCACCUACACGGUCAAACUAGUCCAGCUACUGCUCCUGUCCACCUACUGGGGCAUGCAGAUAUGGGUCACGUUUGUCUCCAGUUUUGUAAUGGACAACCACUUGAACAGACACACAUUUGGGUUCAUUCAGAGCAGACUGGUACCCUUUUAUCUGCACCUGGGGUCUGCUUGUGCCUUCUUCAACCUCACCAUUUAUGCUGUGUACCACCCCAGUGACUUGCUUGAUGAGAGGGAGUCUUUCCAGAUCUUUAUCUUCUUCAUCUCUGUGACAGUUGCGGCCAUUAAUGCUCAGUGGUUUGGACAAAUGACCUCAGAAAUCAUGGCUGACAUGCAUCUCAUUGAGCAGUCCUGUGGGUUGGGUCAGGACAUCGGGUUGUCAUCAAACCGUGAAGCCUAUGCCAAACUUUGUGAGACCGAUGUCAAAUACAAGCACCUGAGCAGCCGCCUGUGGCUCUACAGACUGCUCUCCUCCCUGUGUAACUUAUGCUGUAUUGGCUGCAACUUCUACAGUCUAUGCUACAUGGCAGAGAAUCUAGUCACAUUGUAGUCAGCACUAUUUGCCGGACUGUUUUGUUUUAUUCAAGCGUUAAGUUAUGUAUUUAACAAGUCUCUGUUUCACAGUACCUCUACCAUAGAUGUAAAGGUCGAUUUUACCUCUCUUUUUCAGGAAAUAAUUGGAUGUGAGUUUUCACUGAGGUUUUAGUGGAGCUGCCUUUUGUCAUUAACUCGGCAUGAGCCCAAUCAGUUCCUGCAACAUGAGUCACACCUCACCUUUCACCCAGUGCCUACCAUUGGUUUUUUCAUGACUGGUUAAUAUAGAGAGCAAGGUAGAUGCUAAUAGAAAGACACCAAAUAUAUUUAGAUGAAAAGAGUCGACUUGAUAUCUUUGCACUGUACGUUUUACUAUUUAUUUGAGUAGAUAGUGAAAGGGAAUUGAUGCCACAUAACUCUCCUGCUCUUUCUGUUCAUCUUGAGGAUCCAGUGUUGGUCAAACUUACAAAACGUCUGCAGCUAUGAGACUAGAAACAUCUCCACAUAUCUAACUCUCCAUGUGAAGCACAAAUGGUAAAUGUACUCAACAGUAAUGCAGCAGGACUUGUUUGCAGAUUACAGGGUGUGUCUUAUUUUGGGGAAGAUGAUGAUUUUAUUAACUCAUUUAUAAAACAUUGUUAGAUUGUGUUAUUGAUGUCCUGUAUGAUGAUGGUCUGUAGUGACAGAGGACAGACCUGAAUGACCAGAUUCUAUUUUCUCUGUAUGUUCUCAACAUAUGCACAAAAAUGCAAAAUGACCUUAACUACAUUAUAAAUGCAAUUAGCUCAAAAGGGAAAGUGUGGUGUGACAUAUUGUCAAACAUUAACUAGUUUUGUUUCUGUGGAGGAUAUUAUUGUCGUAAAUGUGUGGCUCCCAUAUAGUACUACUUUGUUGUAGGUUAUGUGGAGGUAGCUGAAUUCACAUUUUGGUCAACUUGAUUGUCUUUGGUUUUUUCAUGUUAAUCAGAUAAAAUACAGCACCUACAGGAGUCACCACAAGUUCUUAUGUAGAUGAAUUAUUACUGUGUGAUUGCGCCUUAUGCACAAAGAUGCACUCGGUACAAGGGUUCUGGCAAAAACAAUGCAAUUUACUGCCUUAAACAGUUAAGUCCAUAUAUGCGCUUUGUCUUUGUACAAUGAUCUAUGAAAACGUGAGUAAAGGACAGCUAAAGCAGCAAUUUAUAUUUACUACUAAUGUAAGUUAUUUUUAAUAUUUGGAGUAUUCUAUUUUAAUCUGUAGUAUAAAGUUUUAUACUUUUUAAAAUUGUGGUUUUAUAUAAUGCAUAUUGUACAGUUGGGCUUAACUAUUGGCAGAUUUUAGAGCUAUGCUGAACAAAGUGUAAAUAAUGCAAGUAACAGUUUUACCCAUCUGAGUUUUUAAGUUAUAGAAAGCUUCACUGUGAUUUUUGUGCAAAAAUGCCCUCGCUGUUCCCAGAGGGUUGAAGGUGAGCAGGUCCAGGUACAGUUUGUGGUGAUGGGAUUUGAAUAAAGUUUAUUAUUAUUUCA